Molecule: messenger RNA, 1526 nt
Organism: Mercurialis annua (annual mercury)
Lineage: Eukaryota; Viridiplantae; Streptophyta; Magnoliopsida; Malpighiales; Euphorbiaceae
Exons: 3
Coding region: 66-1526 (486 amino acids)
Source: RefSeq, a predicted model, not a curated record
UUUUAUCUUUAUUAACUUAUCAAGUGUUUUUGUGUUUGUUUUUGAUUCUCAGUUAAUUGCACAAUAUGAGUGAUAGUGAUUUUGAAGAAACAUUAUCUGAUUUUUUGAGUAAAAAGAAGACUUCUAAGAGUCCUGAGAAAACAAUGGAAAAGGCUGGUGUUUCUCCUCUUCGUAGGAGUUCGAGAAGUAAAGAAAUUAUUAAAUCUAAUGCUGUUGUCUGUGUAAAAGAGAAGAAAGCAAUUGUGAAAUAUAAGUCUGUGAAGAAGGAUGUUGCUUGUAAAAGAAAAGGAGAUGUUGUUUUGCACCAAAGAGAUAUCAAGAGGAAAAGGCUUGGUAGUGAUAACUUGAAUAAAAGUGAUUCUAUGCAGAAGUUUGAUUUGUUAAUUGAUCCAAAGGAACGUUUUGUUGGGAAAGUUGGAAAUGCAAGUUCCAAUUCAGUGAUCAAAAAUAUAAAGUUGAAGCUUAAUGAUGAUCAGUUAUCUAUUUUAAAGAACAGUAGGUUUGGUUCCUUUUUAUGGCUGGACAAGGAUGUACUUAGUCUUAGACUCAUACAUUCUAUACUUUUAAGGGAGGUGCAUCAUGCCAAUCUUUCUGAACUUUGGUUUAAUUACGGAUCUCAGAUUCUGCGUUUCAGUUUGUAUGAGUUUGGUCUCGUUAGCGGUCUUGUUUGUGGAAGUGACGAGUCAAGAUUUUCUGGUUAUUUUGAGGAUGGUGAUUUUUUUAAUAAAUUUUUUAGUGAUGAGAGCAAGAUUACACGUCAGGUUAUUGAAGCAAAAUUUCUUGAUGCUGUUUGGGAGAAUGAUGAUGAGGCUGUAAAGUUUGCGAAGCUUUACAUGGUGCAAUGUUUUAUUUUGGGUAAUCUUGGGACUACUUUGAUUGAAGAUCGUUUCAUUCACUUGCUGGAUAGUUCUGAUUAUGAUGAUUUUCCAUGGGGGAAAUAUUCGUUUGAAUUAUUUGUUCAGUCUACUAAGAACAAGCUCUCAAGUAAACUGAAGUCAUCAAGUCAAUCUACCUUCUAUCGACUUUAUGGAUUUCCGUAUGCCAUCCAAUUCUGGUUUUAUGAAACAUUAGUUUCUGUGCCUCAGUACCUGUGUACUUUGAACGAUGCUGCUGCCUAUCCUCGGUUAAUGCGUUGGAUACCGAAGGAUAUAAAAAAAAUGCAGAACUUUGAUUUUAAAGUUUUUGAUGAUGAAACUGAAAAGGUCACAGUCCUUUCAAAUAUUGUAGCAACUGACGAUGAGUCUGGUAGUCUUAUUGUUAAUGGACUCUAUUAUCAAGGUCACGUUGCUGCGCAAGAAAGAAAUGAUGCUUGUAUAGCUGAAGUUAGAAUCAUGGAAGUGGCAAGGUCUGCUUGCGUUAACUUUGUCAAGGAAUUGAAAGCUCAGAUUUUUGACAAUGAUGUUGAUUAUUCUGAUUUGGAGAGUGACGUUCGAAAGCGCAUUUGUGCUUCUGUUGAUAAUUUUGAAGUAAAUCAAUUAAGUAAUAUUUUCAAAGUCAAUUCUGGAAAGGUAUGUGGUUUGUUAUAA